This is a messenger RNA of Mya arenaria, 898 nucleotides long. RefSeq lists its product as uncharacterized. The coding region runs from base 341 to 898 and encodes 185 amino acids. The transcript has 4 exons. NCBI's taxonomy places the organism in Eukaryota, Metazoa, Mollusca, Bivalvia, Myida, Myidae. The record is from RefSeq and is a predicted model, not a curated record.
AAUCAGAAACGGAUGCGGUGCAUUCUCUCGAAUGUUCCAGAGGAAAACCCCAAAUUUUUCUCAACAUUGCAAAAAUACUGUUUUCAAAGCGCUCUGCUUGUUCUUGUCAUAACGUUUCGAUUGCCGAUUGAUCUUUAUAAAUAUUUAAUUCUUCGUUACGCAUUAAAAGUUUUGUGACGCGCUCCUUUUUUGAAGCCUGUCAACUUCAGUACUAAAAGUCUUGUAUUUUCGCGAUCGAAUCUAGAUUUUUGAAUUUCUCCGCGUGCUUUAUGUUGAUUUUAAAAUCAAAUUAUAUCCGUACACUUUGCAAAAUUGCUGUUUAGUUUAUUUUAAGCUUAUCAUGGAAGGUGUUUUGGUGGCUGGUGACUCCAAUGUCUACAGACUCCGAGAUUCGAGCAACACUCGGUCUGGCAGUGGCAACGUGAAUAUUUCAUUCCUGGCCGUCUCAGGUGCUCGUUACGUAAAAGACAGGAAGAACUUCCGCUGCCGAGUUCGGGAAGAGGUGGAACAUCAGCAUUUCAGGAGUAUAUACCUUCACCUUGGUUCCAAUGAUGUAUUUUGUACAAUCGAGGAUUUCUACAGGAAUGCUUCAGAGGUUGUAGAUGUUCUCAGAGAGACAGCUCCUGGAGCAGAGAUUGUUCUGUGCUCAAUCUUGCCGAGGGCGCCAGACUUUAGCGGACGCGGUUUCUUGUCCUUGAAGAUGUUGAGAGCAUGCCAACAUUGGGUGAUGCGCGCCAACCAAGCACUGCAAGAUGUUGCAUUACAUAUACCCUAUGUGAGGUUUUUUCAGUAUGACUGCUCAACAGAGGCCAGGAAUUCAACCCAGGUAGCCUUGCUAAGGAGUGAGUGUGCUAACCACUGCACUUACCAGACAAUCACCCAGUUUAGAAAUGUGUGA